Molecule: messenger RNA, 627 nt
Organism: Pteronotus mesoamericanus
Lineage: Eukaryota; Metazoa; Chordata; Mammalia; Chiroptera; Mormoopidae
Gene: TMEM247
Product: transmembrane protein 247
Exons: 3
Coding region: 1-627 (208 amino acids)
Cellular component (GO): endoplasmic reticulum
Source: RefSeq, a predicted model, not a curated record
AUGACAACAGAGGACAGGGAGACGAUGGAAGCCCGCGGGGCAGGGGAAAGCUGCCCGCCCAUCCCCAAGAUGGCGCCUGGUGACCCCCUAUCUGAAGGGAAGUCCAGGGCUGCCUUGGACGCAGAGUCCCCUAAGCCAGACUCUUCUAAUGACUCCCUGGAGGAGAUGGAAACUUGUGAAGACUACUCAGGGCCACCUAAGUUGUCGUCCCCCAAGGCUGGCCCCACCGCCAAGGGCCAGGCGGGCGAUGGACCUGAACUUACAGAGCAGCCUCUGGCCCCAGGAGCGGAGCGCAGUGCCGAGAUGGAGCUGGAGAAAGUGCGCAUGGAGUUUGAGCUCACCCGGCUCAAGUACUUGCACCAGGAGAAUGAGCGCCAGCGGCAGCACGAGGAGGUGAUGGAGCAGCUGCGGCUGCAGCAGCAGGCGACGCCCCACCUGUUCUCAGGAGGCCUCCAGGACCUCUUGCACCCCCAGAACCAGUUUGCCCUGUUCCUGUACUGCUUCAUCUUUAUACACAUUAUCUAUGUCACCAAGGAGAUGAUCUUCUUUCUCUUCUCCAAGCACUACCUGUUCUGCAUCGCGGCCAUUUUGCUCUGUUUGAUUAAAACUUUAUGGUCCUACUUCUAA